Molecule: messenger RNA, 669 nt
Organism: Pteronotus mesoamericanus
Lineage: Eukaryota; Metazoa; Chordata; Mammalia; Chiroptera; Mormoopidae
Gene: MZB1
Product: marginal zone B and B1 cell specific protein
Exons: 5
Coding region: 28-669 (213 amino acids)
Biological process (GO): regulation of B cell proliferation
Cellular component (GO): endoplasmic reticulum chaperone complex; extracellular region
Source: RefSeq, a predicted model, not a curated record
AAGCUGGACAUCUUUUCACGGCCGGAGAUGCUGGUUCCAUUACAUGGAGGACCUUGGGCCUGUCACCUCAUCCUGCCCAUGCUCACUGAGCCAGCGCCACGAACCAUGAGGCUGUCACUGCCACUGCUCCUGCUGCUACUGGGGGCCUGGGCUAUCCCAGGGGGCCUUGGGGACAGAGCUUCAGUCGCAGCCACUGCCCCACGGCUGGAUGAUGAGGAGAAGUACUCCGCUCACAUGCCUGCUCACCUUCGCUGUGAUGCCUGCAGGGCGGUGGCCUACCAGAUGUGGCAAUAUCUGGCAAAGGCAGAGGCCAAGCUCCACAGCUCCGGGGGGCAUUGGGAGCUGAGCGAGUCGGUUUAUACAGAUGUCCUGGACAAGAGCUGCUCCCAGAGCUGGCAGGACUACGGGGUUCGAGAAGUGAACCAGGUGAAACGUCUCACGGGCCCAGGACUUAGCCAUGGGCCAGAACCACACAUCAGCGUGAUGAUCACGGGGGGCCCCUGGCCCACCAGGCUCUCCAAGACAUGUCUGCACUACCUGGGGGAGUUUGGAGAAGACCAGAUCUAUGAAGCCCACCAACAAGGCCAAGAGGCUCUGAAGGCAUUGCUGUGUGGAAGCCCCCAGGGCGCCUGCUCAGAAGAGGCGCCAAUCACACGGGCAGAGCUCUAG